Messenger RNA from Ictalurus furcatus (blue catfish), 1540 nucleotides. RefSeq names its product protein phosphatase 1, regulatory (inhibitor) subunit 14Bb (gene ppp1r14bb). Gene Ontology annotation, molecular function: protein serine/threonine phosphatase inhibitor activity. The record is from RefSeq and is a predicted model, not a curated record. Gene Ontology annotation, biological process: regulation of phosphorylation; innate immune response. The coding region runs from base 657 to 1040 and encodes 127 amino acids. NCBI's taxonomy places the organism in Eukaryota, Metazoa, Chordata, Actinopteri, Siluriformes, Ictaluridae. Gene Ontology annotation, cellular component: cytoplasm. The transcript is spliced from 4 exons.
AGAUUCAGGUGUAACAUUGCAUUAAUUAGCUGCAUUAAUAACUGUGUCAGUGGAAGGAUAGUAAGACAAACGUGUGUGUGUGUGUGUGUGUAGAGGGGGUUACGCACAGUGAUCUACAGCAGCAGCCAGAAGAGGAAGAGAGCGGGGAGAGAGAGGAGGGGAAAAGGAAGGACAAAACGACCGGGGAGAAGAAAAGAGGAGGAAUAGAGGACUGUUUGUUUUCACUUUAUGCUGAUUUGAAUAACGUUAAGGAGAAGAGCAAGUCGAUUUACAAAGUCCACGCACAGGAUUUGCACCAGUUUUGCAUGAAGAAACGCAGCAGAGAGAGAGAGAGAGAGAGAGAGAGAAACCCUGAGUGUGUGUGUGUGAGUGUGUGUGAGUGUGUGUGUUCUUCUCAGUUCCCAAACCGACACGUGUUGAACUUCACUCUACUUCAUCUAGAGUGAACGAGCUUCAGUUAUUCAUAAUCCGAUCUAACUCCUCAAUCAGGAGCUGGGUUUCAGCUGUGUGUGUGUGUGUGUGUGUUUACUGAGACGGACGCAGACACAUUUUCGUCUUCACGUGGCGUUUUUCAGUCCCACUGAACUGAUCAACACGGCGAGGAAAAGCCCAGAGCAGAGUUUCCUCCCGCUGCUCUUUGUAAACGCGAUCGGACUAUGGCAGCGGUAACAACCCCGGAGUCGAGCCCUCAGCCCCGGGUCUACUUCCAAACUCCCCCCGGUACCGAACAGACCGAGACCCCGGCCCGGAAACAAGGCAGAGUUACGGUCAAAUACGACCGGAAAGAGCUGAGGAAGAGACUGAAUUUGGAGGAGUGGAUCAUCGACCAACUCACAGAUUUAUACGACUGUGAGGAGGAGGCGAUUCCUGAACUGGAGAUAGAUGUGGAUGAGCUAUUGGACAUGCAGAAUGAUGAGGACCGUGCUGCACGUGUUAAGGAUCUGCUGGUGGACUGUUACAAACCUACUGAAGACUUUGUAGUCGAGUUGCUUGACAAAAUCCGCGGCAUGCAGAAGCUCAGCACACCUCAGAAGAAAUGAUGCACCUGCAGCCUCGGCUCCUCCUCCUAACCCUUCCCCAGCCAAUCGCAGCUUCUUCCUCUGCUUCACCAGGUGCUCAACCAAUCACGUGAGGUAGAGGGGGAAGUGAGGUGACUGGGGAAUCUAGCCAAUCAGAUUCUUAUAAGCAGGGCUUAUUUUUGUUUUCUUCAUUUUUUUGACUUUAUGGUAUAUUAUUUUUUUUUCUAAAAGGGGAAAAGAUUUCAUUGUGUUUUGAAGCAUUUGUAGAAAUCCUAGCAAUAUAUUUCUACGCAUACAUUUUUUAGAUGUUAGGUGACUGUGUGAAUUUUUUUUGCUCUGAUGCAAUACUGUAUGAGUGUCCCCAGUGGACAAUAUAAACGUGCUGUUUGUAGUUCUCUGAAAAUGUUAUGACCCUUACUGCGAUAUAGUUUGUUUGAAAGAGAUGAGAUAUACUCUGCCUUGUCCAUUAAAAAAAAAAUCCUUAAUUUUAUCUUGUUUUAUUUAAAAAAAAAAAAAAAAUC